This is a messenger RNA of Monopterus albus (swamp eel), 2632 nucleotides long. It is a transcript of the gene slc25a28, whose product is annotated as solute carrier family 25 member 28. The record is from RefSeq and is a predicted model, not a curated record. Lineage: Eukaryota; Metazoa; Chordata; Actinopteri; Synbranchiformes; Synbranchidae. Gene Ontology annotation, biological process: iron import into the mitochondrion. Gene Ontology annotation, molecular function: ferrous iron transmembrane transporter activity. Gene Ontology annotation, cellular component: mitochondrial membrane. The coding region runs from base 204 to 1391 and encodes 395 amino acids. The transcript is spliced from 4 exons.
UCGCGGCCUGCGGUGCGGCUCCGUCUGUGACUUGCUGUGCUCUGGGCUGGCUGGGAACGGUAAAGGCGGGGAGGGAGUAUCGUAGGAGGCUAGAAGCACUGUAACUCAAAAUACUCCGAGGGAAUGUAAAACUUUAAGACUGAAAUCACCCACAAGAGGCCGUAUCUGCGUGCCCAAAGACUAAACAGUUUACUCGGUUUCUUAUGGAAGCAGAUGGAUUGGUGAGGAGGCGUCGGAUGACAGCGGAGACUACAGGCAAUGAUUCCGGGGUUGCUGGUGCCUCUGCCGGGGCAGAAAUUCGAUGGCUGAGGGGAAGAUUCUGGGGAGUUUCAGAAAGUAUCGUGGGAAGCCUGACACCCCGGAUCGGAGGCGAGACAGAACUGCAGACUGUUGAUUUUGUCAGUAGUGCACAAGAUGCAGAAACAGAGGACACUGAACCGGACUAUGAAGGUUUGCCACAAGGAGCUUCCACUAGCACCCACAUGUUGGCUGGAGCCGUGGCCGGGAUCAUGGAGCACUGCCUCAUGUUCCCUAUCGACUGUGUCAAGACACGAAUGCAGAGCCUCCAGCCUGACCCCGCAGCCCGCUACAGGAACGUGAUGGAUGCUCUUUACCGAAUCGUGGCCACAGAGGGAGUCUGGCGACCAAUGAGAGGGCUGAAUGUGACAGCAGUUGGGGCAGGACCUGCCCAUGCGCUCUAUUUUGCCAGCUAUGAGAAACUUAAAAAGACUCUAAGUGAUGUCAUUCACCCAGGGGCUAACAGUCAUUUGGCUAAUGGAGUAGCUGGGUGUGUGGCCACACUGCUUCACGAUGCAGUCAUGAACCCAGCUGAGGUUGUGAAGCAACGCAUGCAGAUGUAUAACUCACCCUACCGUGGCGUGUUGGACUGUGUACGUGCCGUGUGGCAGAAAGAGGGCUCUGCUGCUUUCUACCGUAGCUACACUACCCAGCUCACAAUGAACGUGCCCUUCCAGGCGCUCCACUUCAUGACCUACGAGUACCUUCAGGAGCUGCUCAACCCCCACAGACAGUACAAUCCUUCAUCCCACAUGUUGUCCGGAGCUUUGGCUGGAGCCAUUGCAGCUGCAGCCACAACACCUCUGGACGUCUGUAAGACCCUGCUCAACACCCAGGAGUCGCUAACCCUCAGCCCUCUGUCUUCUGGCCAAGGCCAAGGAGCCCGCAGACACAUUUCAGGCCUAGCCCAUGCAUUCCGGACAGUUUACAGGCUGGGUGGCCUGCAAGGCUUCUUCAAGGGAGUCCAGGCAAGGAUCAUCUACCAGAUGCCCUCCACAGCCAUCAGCUGGUCAGUCUAUGAGUUCUUUAAGUAUGGACUCACCAAGCACCAGCACAACAAGAGGAAAACGCAGUAUGUGGAGGCUGAGAUUUAGUUAUCUCCUAGAUUUAAUCUGCUCUAAUAUUCCUCUGCCCUCCCUUUGAGGAGAAGCUGAAGUCAAUAUGCACAUAGAAUCUGAUUAAAAUCCACCUCAGUUGUCCCAUCCCUUACAGACAUAGCAGAUAAGAAAGGCAUCUUCUAAGACCAUUGGAGUUUCUGCUGCAUUAUUACAAGACAUGAAAUGGUUUGAGCUAUGUUGAUUUGCUCUUCUAGGAGUAGUAUUAUAGACCUAGUUAAUCCAGAGAUGGUUUUAAGGCAUUCUAGUGACUGCUACAUUUGUCCUAAAGGAUAAAUGAGAAGAACGUUCAAACUUUGGGCUGGAAAGGUAGUCAGCAGAGGGCGGUAGUGUCACUUUUGUAAUGUCUUGUAAAUUCAUAAACUUUGCUGUCCCAGGGCCAGAUAUUUAUUUUCACCCAUCCAAGCAUUUAUUUUGCAAAUAAAAGUUAGAACUGACUACAAAUCCGCACCACCUUUAUGAAAAACAACAUACUUGGACAUCUAGUUUGGGUUACACACAGGCAUUCAGUCCUUAAUAAAACAUUUCUUAUUGGUUUGUUGCAGUAUAAAAGCACCUCAACCAUAAAAUCCAAAGCAAAUUUACCCUAUCUGAGGACUUUUUACUGUUAAUCUAACAAUGUAAUGUCCUGUCAUGGAUCAGUACUCAGCACCCUUUCAGUGUAACAGUCAGUAUGGCAAUUCAUGUAUCAGCAAAAGUUCUUUUAGGCUUUGAUUAACUGAACCUUUAAUUUGAAAUGUAGUCCAAUAGAAUUUUCUUUAAACUUUUUUCAAAUGUUUCCUACAGUUACCAGUAGCUCUGAGGUAUGUGAACCAAGUUUAAUUUAUUUAAAUUAUUUUCAUUCCAUAAAUAUAAUGUUCUUGUCAGCCAUUAUAUAAUAUACACAGUUUCACCCCCUUUAAGUGUUCGAUCAACUAAAUAUUUACCAUUAUUGGCAGGGCAGACUAGAGUAGCAUUCACAUAGCCAUGAACUGUAGCUAUGAACCUGUUUUCAGCUUGUGAACACCUCGGUUUCAAUAUCUGUGCUGGCCAGUAAUGGUUGUGUACUGUGCCCCAAAUAAUUUCAAACAGUUCAUUAAUCCACAAGAUGUGUAUCAGUCUCCCCGCUGAGUACACAAAAAUGGAAGCUGUCCUUCUUAUCAAUGUCUGAUUGUUUAUGACGCUGAAUUGCACUCAUUGAAUAAAGACUGAGCAGAGGGGCCGUUCUCGCGGCUCUGAAA